ACUCCGCCCACCGCCAGUCACGGACCCCACGAGCCCAACGGCCGACCCAACGGCUCCCUCCCUCUCUACCCGCCUACCUGUCGCCGCCCGGCCAUAGCCGUUGCGCCCUUACUAUAUAGCCGUUUCCUCCCUCUCCUCCGCUCCCCACUCCUCCCUGACUAGUCUCACCGCCGCCGCCGUAGCAGCCAUUGAUUCGUGGGGAAAUCUGUACACCUGCUGCCUGCCGAGUUCUCGCCGGGUGCUGCUGUGAGAGCCAUGGCCGUGGAGGCUGUGUCUGGGAAUGGCGCCGAGGCGGUGCCGCCGGCGCCGGCGAGGGAGGUGGGUGUGAAGGCGGCGGAGGUUGCUGUGUCCGAGAACGCGUCGUUCAGGGAGGAGAGCAACUUCCUGGCUGAUCUCAAGGAGAACGAGCGGAAGGCGCUCGUCGAGCUCCGCGACAAGGUCGAGGCGGCCAUCGUGGAGGGCAAGCUGUUCGAUGACGGCAAGGGGGAGGAGAAGAAGAAGAAGAAGAAGGCCGAGGCAGCUCUGGAGGAGAAAGAGGAGGAAGGGAAGAAGGGGGCCGGCGCAGAGGAGAAGAAAGAGGAGGAAGGGAAGAAGGGGGCCGGCGCAGAGGAGAAGAAAGAGGAGGAUGGCGAGAAGGAGGCCGACGCCGAGGAGAAGGAAGGCAAGGAGGAGGCCAAGAAAGAAGAAGCCGGCGAGGGCGAGAAGACGGCGGAAGAGGAGAAACAGGCGGCGGCUGUAGUCGACAAGGACAUUACCCUGUGGGGCGUGCCCCUGCUCCCGAGCAAGGGCGACGAGGCCACCGACGUCGUGCUCCUCAAGUUCCUCCGCGCGCGCGACUUCAAGGCCAGCGCCGCGUUCGAGAUGCUCCGCAGGACCCUCCGCUGGCGCAAGGAGUGGAAGGGCUUCGCCGGAGAGGUCGAGGGCGACGACGGCGCACAACUCCCGGGAGAGCUCGAGGGCUCGUGCUACCUCGACGGCGCGGACCGCGAGGGCCACCCGGUGUGCUACAACGCGCUCGGAGUGUUCGCCGACGACGCCGUGUACAAGAAGGCGCUCGGCUCGGAGGAAGGCAAGGCGAGGUUCCUCCGGUGGCGGGUGGGCGCCAUGGAGCGACACGUGGCCGAGCUGGACUUCAAGCCCGGCGGCGCCGCUUCGCUGCUGCAGGUGACCGACCUCAGGAACUCACCGGGACCGGCCAAGAAGGAACUCCGCGUCGCCGUGAAGCAGGUGCUCGACCUGUUCCAGGACAACUACCCCGAGCUCGUCGCAAGAAACAUCUUGAUCAACGUGCCUUUCUGGUACUACGCGUUCAGCACUCUGUUCUACCCGUUCAUGACGCAGAGGACCAGGAGCAAGUUCGUCAUUGCUCGCCCGUCCAAGGUCACCGAGACCCUCCUCAAGUACAUUACGAUUGAGGCCAUCCCGGUGAAGUACGGUGGUCUGAAGCGCGACAUCGACACUGAAUUCUCCGCCGAUGACGGUGAAAUCACUGAACUGAUCCUCAAGGCAAGCUCCACCGAGACCAUCGAGAUCGAAGCCACUGAGGCUGAUGCCACCCUGACAUGGGACCUGACAGUGCUGGGCUGGGAGGUGAACUACAAGGAGGAGUUCGUGCCGGCCGAAGAGGGCGCCUACACCAUCAUCAUCAGGAAGGGCAAGAAGAUGGGGUCCGGCGAGGAGGCGGUCCGCAACUCGUUCCGCGCCGGCGAGCCGGGCAAGGUCGUGCUCACCGUCGACAACACGUCGUACAGGAAGAAGAAGGUGCUGUUCAGGCACAAGGUCAAGAGCGCAUCUGCCAAGAAGUGCUAAGGCUCAAAACUUACAGGCGAAUCAUUUGGAGGCGGCUGAGAUUUGUGGUGAAUAUAGGAUUCAAUAUUCGUUCCAUUCUUUUGUGUAAUAGAGAGUAACAUUGUUGGUGUGGUGAUUGCUGCGGCAUGAUAAUAAUUUACUACCUGAGAAUUUAAAAAAGAGUUUCA
Phragmites australis (common reed) is the source of this 1976-nucleotide messenger RNA. Its product is annotated as patellin-4-like. Gene Ontology annotation, molecular function: lipid binding. Bases 256 to 1809 code for a protein of 517 amino acids. The transcript is spliced from 4 exons. The record is from RefSeq and is a predicted model, not a curated record. Lineage: Eukaryota; Viridiplantae; Streptophyta; Magnoliopsida; Poales; Poaceae.